Messenger RNA from Gilbertella persicaria, 1643 nucleotides. RefSeq lists its product as uncharacterized. The transcript has 8 exons. The record is from RefSeq and is a predicted model, not a curated record. The annotation marks the transcript as partial. NCBI's taxonomy places the organism in Eukaryota, Fungi, Mucoromycota, Mucoromycetes, Mucorales, Choanephoraceae. Gene Ontology annotation, molecular function: protein binding.
AAUGACAAGUCUAGAAGUUGUCUAUGCAAUUCAUGAUUUUAAAGCAGAAAACGAAGAUGAGCUUGAUUUUUUAAUGGGCGAAGCUAUUAUUGUACUUCAAAAAGACGAUGGUUUUGAUGAUGGAUGGUGGAAGGGUCAAAACAUACGAGAUCAAGUAGGCAUAUUUCCAAUGAGUUACAUUACUUUUGAAGACCCAUUUCCUUCAGAUACGAUAAGAAAGAAUCCUUCCAGACCUGUUUCUUCUACCAACAGUAGCGCAUCAAGUCAUACACAACGACAAUCUGCCAUUCACACGUUACUUUUGCCAAAGUUAAGAUUUACCCCGCCCGAAGAAUGGGAUAUGGACCAAGUGGAGAUCUGGUUACACGAAAUGGGAUUUGGAAGUAUAGCAGCAAAUUUCAAAAAUCAAGAGAUCACGGGAGAUAUUUUACUAGCAUUAGACAUGAACGCUUUAAAAGAAUUAAAUGUGCCUACGUUUGGUAAACGAUUUAAACUUCACACAGCACUCACGAUGUUGCGAAAAGAAUGCGGUUAUCAACCACCUCAACAUAUUACAGAAAACUCCCAUCUUUUCCAUCAACAAACGAAUCCAAAUAUCACUCAAGAAAUGCAUAGUCAAAAUAACAAUACUAAUAAUUCAUUCGAUUCUCCUCAAGCAGAUCUAAAAAGAAUCGAAUUAGUUUUACAGAAACCUCAGAUAAUGUCAUUGGACGAGUGUAACCAUUCAGACGAAAUGAUUGAUAUGACACCUGAUAUGGAAGGUUGGCUCUUUAAACAAGGUUGUCGAUAUAAAAAAUGGAAUAAACGAUGGUUUGUUUUGAAAGGGCCCAACUUGUUUUAUUUCAAAAGUCCAGAGGAUGUACGCAUGAAGGGCAUUAUUAAUCUCAGAGGCUAUCGUGUUAUACCAGAUGAAACUAUUCAACCUGGCAAAUAUUCAUUCAAAGCACAACAUACAGGAGAAAGAACGUUUUAUUUCUAUACAGAUCUAGACACCAGCAUGAGACAAUGGAUAACAAAUUUAAUGAAAGCAACUAUCUCAAGAGAUUUUAAUGCACCUGUGCUUAGUUCAAGUGUCAUUCCUACUGUUUCUUUAGGUGUUGCUCGCCGUAUGAGGCCUAGACCACCUUCAAUUUUGCUUUCUCAGAAAAGUACGCCUACGAUUCAAAGUCCUCUUAUGGAUGACAACUCAUUGCUUCAGCAAGAUUCUGGAUUUGAGAGCCACCAUGGAGAUUCUGAGAAUGAAAAUUUUUCACAGUGGUUUCAUUCGACAAGUAUAAGUGACUUGAAGGAGCUCCGCCAAAGUGAUGUAUUAAUAGAUCUGCUAGAAGAAUUAAGUAACAAGCAACUGAAACAAGCGACUCUUGGCAGAUCAAUGACAGACAGUUUGACACUUGCUUUUGAAUUCUUGUAUUCUGAAAAUAUCAUUCAAAAAAAUCAGUGUACUGUGCAAGAUAUUCAAAAUGACAAUCAAGAGAAAAUGUUGGUCUUACUUCAAUCUAUUUAUCAAUGGUCAAACACACCCUGAAACAUUUACGUCAAUAAGUCCCACAAUUCGGCUUCAAUUUAACUACGUGUGACUCGAAAAAACUUGACCAAUACGCCUAUUCAAAUAAUGUAAAUGGUUGAAAGGACCCUAAUUUACG